Molecule: messenger RNA, 1131 nt
Organism: Nelumbo nucifera (sacred lotus)
Lineage: Eukaryota; Viridiplantae; Streptophyta; Magnoliopsida; Proteales; Nelumbonaceae
Product: putative peroxygenase 4
Molecular function (GO): monooxygenase activity; calcium ion binding
Source: RefSeq, a predicted model, not a curated record
UUCAACAAUGUGAACUCAGAAAGGCAAAAAGACAGCUUGUUCGCUUCUUCUUCUUUCUCUGUUGAUUCCUCCCCUUUAAAUACCAUCUCUUAGCCCAUUUCCGAAGCCCGAUUAUCUCUCUCUCUCUCAACGAAGAAGAAGAAGUAAUCAUUUAAUCUCAAAUGGCUAACUUCUCUAUUGAGUCCAAAGCGGUCUCCAGCAACGACCAGAGCAACUCUCGUAAUUGUGGAGAACUCGUUGAUGGUUAUCUCAGCCCUCUCCAGAAACACGUUGCUUUCUUCGACAGAAACAAAGACGGCCUCGUGUAUCCAUCGGAAACCUUCAAAGGGUUUCGUGCCAUCGGCUGUGGCAUCCCCUUGUCCACCAUCGCUGCGAUCUUCAUCAAUGGCGGUCUCAGUUCCAAAACUCGCCCGGGAAAGCUUCCAUCUCUUCUGUUCCCUAUUGAAAUAAAGAACAUAAAGAGAGCCAAGCAUGGGAGUGAUACUGGUGUUUAUGAUACCGAAGGAAGGUUUGUGCCAGAAAAAUUUGAAGAGAUUUUUCACAAGCAUGCCCAUACCAAUCCAAACGCUUUAACAUCAAAGGAAGUGUCAGAAAUGCUGAAGGACAACCGGGUUCCUAAAAACUUUGGAGGAUGGAUUGGAGCCUGGACAGAGUGGAAGAUACUGUACUACUUGUGUAAAGACAAAGAUGGUUUCUUGCCUAAAGAUACCAUCAGAGGUGUUUAUGAUGGGACCCUAUUUGAACAAAUGGAGGAGCAUAGAUCAUCUAGGAAAUCAAAAGUAGUUCAUGUAUAAAAGGUGCAGAUUAGUAGAAUUGUCCAUUCAGCCAGUUAUUCAAUGGUCUAGAAUGGAUUUGCCUACAUGAAAACGAGAAGAAAGAGGAGAAUUUCUUUUUAGUGCCUUAUUUUGGGAGUGAAAGACAAUCCUUUAUUUGUUGUACAAGGAAUUGAAUAUAGAAUUUUCAGAAUAUUGGACAGUGCCCUAGGGACAUUGUUACUUGCAUUAAAAUAAUUGACUUUGGCUUUAUUUCGAGCCCUUUUGGAUGAUGGACAUGGUGUAAUUUUUUUUUUUUUUGGCAUGGGUAUGCUGUAAUUUGAAUUGACAUAAUUGGUUUUGGCUUGAUUUUGAGUCC